Messenger RNA from Orbilia oligospora ATCC 24927, 1113 nucleotides. RefSeq lists its product as uncharacterized. The record is from RefSeq and is a predicted model, not a curated record. Lineage: Eukaryota; Fungi; Ascomycota; Orbiliomycetes; Orbiliales; Orbiliaceae. The transcript has 2 exons. Bases 1 to 1113 code for a protein of 370 amino acids.
AUGGCGGAGGUAGCAGGUCUCGUUCUUGGCUCCGUGGCUCUUCUACCGCUGAUUAAGAAUGUCCGUCACCUAUGCGACUCGAUCAAGGAUGCCCCCAAAACUCUUCAGCAGUACCAAAUCUCCAUAUCACGCCUUCUUGAUACCCUCGAGGUUAUCCAUACUGCCUCCAAAACCUACAAUGUUUUCCCCGAAAACUCGCGCCCUUGGUUAGCCUUCCACGGUUAUCUAGCCGACAUCAACAACUCGUGUAUGGAGCUAGAAAAUCUUCUGAGGGAAAAGAUGAACGCCAAAGGGAAACAAAUUGGGACUUGUAAAAGGGUCUUAUGGGCACUUUUAGGUCGGGACGAGAAAGCUAAAGAAUUAAUGAACAAAAUCGACGGAACUGCACGAUCCCUUCAUUUGCUGUUUAGCGCGAUGACGUCAAUAUUUAAUUCUACGAUGCACGAUGCCCACACAGCACAACUAACCAUUUCUGCCAAUACAUGGAUCACUUCGGGUGAGAAUAUUGCUAGCAUCCUAGACGAAGUUGCAACAAUUAAAACAAUACUCGAAGAGGUUCGCGCAGACACUAUGGUACGGGGUACGACAACAGUCGCAGAGACGACGCAAGGAAUUGAUUCGGAUGCUCCAACCGAGGAUGACGUUUUAAGUCCACCUGAGGGAGGUUCUAGUACGAUCAUCUACCAGCGGCGGGAUUACCAACCAAUCGAGAAGAAAUCAGGGUAUUAUAUAGGGGGCAGAACAUUUUUAGGGCGUGAGAAACUGACAGCCUUCAUUUUAAAGACUCAAUCAACUGGACGCCAAUCUGGAGUCAUAAUAAAAUCAAAAUACGAAAUCAAAGUCAAGUUAUCCUCCGGUUUGCUUGGAUACGACUUUCACAUCAACGUCGGUCUAAAUAUAGGCGCUAGGAGCCUAUGUCCUAAAUUCGGACUCUAUUGUCAAAGAGUCAUACCAGAAGGCGAUCUUCAGCACUAUUAUGUGAAAAAUCACAUGUUCGAAGAAUUUAGGGAUCUUGUGGUACAACACCGAGCAAGCGUCCAUGAUCUCUACGAGGACCGAAGUAUUUUCAAACUUCUUAACUUCCGCUUUACUCUACCCGUAGGCAAAUCUUAA